UUCCCAGCAUCCGAAAACAAACAACAGUUGAAUUUCCUUUCUAUCGAUCUUCUCUCACUCGCAAAAAAAUCACAAGCGAGAGAGCAGGAGAAAGGGAUUGCAUGCAUGUAUAUAUUAUAUUUCAGUUUACUCCUCUUAUUUCUCAAUUUCAUUGUUUACAGCUCUGAAUCUCGAAAUCCUUUCUCCAAUCCGCAUUUCCGAGAUAGAGUUCGAGAUUUGAAGAAAGAGUGAUAUUUAGUUGGUGUAUUUUACUGUGUUUGGCUACGGGUGAGCAUUCAUUAUUUUUGCUCAGAAUGCGGUAAGGGAAGUGGUGCUUAGUAAGCAUUUUCAUAAUGGCGGAAGCGGAAGCUCUACUUGAGGCUUCAGGAUCUAGAUUUAGUGAUUUGGAGCUCAUCGGAAGAGGUUCCUUUGGGGAUGUUUAUAAAGGGUAUGAUAAGGAACUCAAGAGGGAUGUUGCCAUCAAGGCCAUUGAUUUGGAAGAAUCGGAGGAUGAGAUAGAGGACAUCCAGAAGGAAAUUGCGGUCCUUUCAGAAUGCCGAUCUCCAUAUAUCACCGAGUAUUAUUGUUCUUAUUUGCACCAAACAAAGCUGUGGAUAGUCAUGGAAUACAUGGCUGGUGGUUCUGUUGCUGAUCUGAUUCAACCAAACCUGCCGCUUGAUGAAGUUUCAAUAGCUUGGAUUUUACGUGACUUACUCCAUGCAAUUGAGUAUCUUCACAGUGAGGGGAAAAUUCAUCGAGAUAUUAAAGCGGCAAACGUUCUAUUGACAGAGAGUGGAGACGUUAAGGUAGCAGAUUUCGGAGUUUCUGCUCAAUUGACAAGGACAAUUUCAAGGAGAAAGACUUUUGUAGGAACGCCAUUUUGGAUGGCUCCAGAGGUUAUUCAAAACUCUGAAGGUUAUAAUGAGAAGGCAGAUAUAUGGUCUCUGGGGAUAACUGCAAUUGAGAUGGCAAAGGGUGAACCUCCACUUGCUGACCUCCACCCUAUGAGAGUGCUUUUCAUCAUUCCUCGAGAAAAUCCACCACAGCUAGAUGAGCAUUUCUCUCGUCCCUUGAAAGAAUUUGUUUCUCUCUGUUUGAAGAAGAAUCCUGCAGAGAGGUCCAGUGCAAAGGAACUCCUUAAGCAUCGUUUUAUUAGAACUGCUAGAAAGAGUCCAAGGCUUCUGGAGAGAAUCAGAGAGCGGCCCAAGUUUCAAAUUGACGGUGAGAAUGAAAAUGGCGCAACACCCUUGGGAGAAGCUUCUGGAACUGUAAAAGUGAAUAGAGAGUCUGGACAUGGUGAUACAGUUCGAGUCAGUAGUCAGGCAACGGGUCUGAGAAAUGCCGGAUGGGACUUCAGUAUUGGUGCAUCAGGUAGCACGGGAACUGUUCGAAGUGUUGUAAGACCGCCUCAGGUGAGAGAAAGAAAGCCGGAAGUGCCAUUAAAUCAAUCUACUCCUAAAAAAACCUUAGAUGCUAGUAACCAGCAGUCUUCUGCUUCUGGAAUCAUGCUUCAUACUGCCUCAGAGCUCUCCACAAGGUCACAGACCAAUGAUCCAGCCAAUCAAGGAAAUUAUCUUGAAGAUGAUGAUGCAAGUGGGACAGGAACUGUCAUUGUUCGAUCUCCAAGAGGAGUUCCACGAUCCUCUCAGUUCAGCAGCCAAAGUUCAACUUCUAGCAGCAAAUAUACAUCCGCUGAAGAUUCUUCGAUCAGUGGUACUGUUGUUUAUCGUGGACAGCAUGAAGAUUCAGAGUCUCCGAGAACUCCAAAGUCUAGGCUUGGGCUUCAAGAGAGAACUUUUAGUGCAGCUCUUGAAGACAGUGAAACCAAUCUUGCCGAGGCUAAGGCUGCUAUUCACGGAGGCAGAAAAGGAAGGGAUAGGUCUGCAUUGAGCAAGGGGAACAGAGAUUUGCAAGAGAGCAGAAGGAUAGAGCCGGACUACACAACGACAAGUUUUGACUCAUCAAGCCAAUCCAGAUAUUCUCAUGAUUAUCUUGAUGCUCAGAAGGCAUUUUUAAGAUCCCCGCACUCAACUGAGAAUGCGGACAAUGCAAGAAGUUCCGUAGCAGCUUUGUCUGCCCCUUUAUCAGUGCUCCUGAUCCCUUCACUUAAAGAUGCAAUUGUCGAUGAUCCAGGAGGUUCAAUCUUUCAGAAAGUCACUAAUGCUUUAAUGGAUAUGGAGAAUGUUAGGCCUGGGUCUUCUGAACUAUUUGUCACCAAGUUGCUUCAGCAAUUGGCAAGUUCGAAGGAAGGUUCUGUGCAAGACCUCCGGGAUCUUGCAGCUCAGAUCUUUGCGAAGGGCAAGGUAGAAAUGCAGGCAACAAAUGCAGAAGCUGACAACAAAAAGAAGCAAGUGAACAAGGAGCUUAAUUCAAAUGCCAAUAUGAGCCCACUUGCACGGUUCUUGCUCUCCAGAUGGCAAGGCUUUGCUUCCCGUGAUUUGAAUUCUUGAAAAUUGAGGUCAGAUGAUAGUAUCUUGUUUUUGGUGAAUGUCUUUUAGUUUGUAGUUAAUGAGUGAAUGCACUAUUUAUAGCUUUUCAUAUUGAUCUGAAAUUUUCAUGAUUACCAUAUUGUUUUCGUGUUCUUCUGUUAUGCAAAAGGUUUCCAGUUCGCUUGUGGUAAAGAGAGAUGGGGCAAUAUUGUAUUUGGCAAGGUUAACAUUAGUCAUGUACUAUGAUUUUUGUACAAUUUCUAAGACUACAAGUUUUUGCUUAAAUGAAGCAACUUGGUUAUUCUAUCA
Molecule: messenger RNA, 2717 nt
Organism: Salvia hispanica
Lineage: Eukaryota; Viridiplantae; Streptophyta; Magnoliopsida; Lamiales; Lamiaceae
Biological process (GO): protein phosphorylation
Cellular component (GO): cytoplasm
Molecular function (GO): protein serine/threonine kinase activity; ATP binding
Source: RefSeq, a predicted model, not a curated record